ACACCACAGCAAGCAACCUGAUACUGAUCAGUGUGGGAAUACAGUUUGGUUGGUUAAUUGGAGGAAAAAUGGAAGAAGCUGGUGGGAGAAAAUGGAAGGGGAAGGCGAAGACGGAGGUAAGGGGACACAAAGCAGAGAAAGUAUGGCCACUCAUCGCCGACUUCACUGGCCUCAGCAAGUGGUUCCCUACUCCGACAUGCAUCCCGGUGGAAGGCGUCUCCGGCCAACCCGGCUGCGUUCGCUUCUGUGCCGGCUUCAAGACGCCGGUGGAUCAUCAAAAGGACAGACAGACAACGAAUUGGACGAAGCAGAAACUGCUGUCCAUUGACCACACGAACAAGACCUUAAAGUAUACGAUCACAGAGAGCAACGUGGGAUUCUACUCGUACGUAGCCACAUGGAGAGUGAAGGAUUGUGGAGAAGGAAGUGAAGUUGAGUGGGAAUACGAAGUUAAGCCUGCGCAGGGAUGGACUCUGCAACAGUUGGAUUCCUUCGCUAGCUCUGGCAUGAAAGUGAUGGGUGAGAGGAUGGAGGCUGAUCUCACUGCUAUGGAACAAGCUCUUCAGGCUUCCAAUUGAAUUAAGCCUCCUUCGGUUUUAAAUUAAAGCUGAUCUUAUUGGCUGUUGCUGUGUGUGUGUGUUCGCAAGAGUUUAGCAGAAUAAUUUGGAAAUUACUAAUGAGUGUGAGUACGUUUGAGUUUCAGGUGGUGCUGUUGCUCUGUGUCGAUCAGUGUGAUAUCUUUUGUAGCCGUGUCUUCUUCUGCGCUCAUGUUUUACUUGGGAUCUUAGGAUCUAUAAUUGACAGUAAAUAAGAGGGAGAGGGAGUGGAAAAAGAGAACCAUGAAUGAGUUCAAUAUUUUGUUUCCUGGGCCUCUUUGCCUUUGCUUGAAAAAUCUCACAUUUUCAUGGCCAUAACAUUUUGCUUGAAUGCAAUAUUUGAAG
Messenger RNA from Neltuma alba, 941 nucleotides. Its product is annotated as lachrymatory-factor synthase-like. The record is from RefSeq and is a predicted model, not a curated record. Lineage: Eukaryota; Viridiplantae; Streptophyta; Magnoliopsida; Fabales; Fabaceae. The transcript has a single exon. Bases 69 to 578 code for a protein of 169 amino acids.